Messenger RNA from Helobdella robusta, 561 nucleotides. RefSeq lists its product as hypothetical. The record is from RefSeq and is a predicted model, not a curated record. The transcript has 2 exons. NCBI's taxonomy places the organism in Eukaryota, Metazoa, Annelida, Clitellata, Rhynchobdellida, Glossiphoniidae. The coding region runs from base 1 to 561 and encodes 186 amino acids.
AUGACACCAAAUCAGCGGGAAACUGCAUGCAAGAAGCUUCGAAUUAGCGCACGGCUGUUAGCAAAUUCAACCACCACACCCGAGGCUACAGGACUGACCAUUUCAGAGUUUUUAACUCGGUCGAUUACUUGGCGUAGAUUGGCUGAAUUUCUAAUUUCAGAGCACGUGAAUUUGUUACAAAUCAUCAUGGAAAUUAUCAAUUGCGAUGACGAAAAUGAUGUUGGUGGAGAAAAAAUUGACGACGACGAUGAUGAUGAUGAUGAUGGAAAUAGUAAUAAUGAUGAGGACGACGAUGAUGGGGGAGAUAGUGAUGAUGAUGAGGACGACGAUGAUGGGGGAGAUAGUGAUGAUGAUGAGGACAACGAUGAUGAUGAAAGCAGGCUGAUGAAAGAUUGUGCCAAGACUUUGAUGAAUGCCGCCAUUGCAAUAAAAUGGAGACUGGAGAGAAAAAAAAGAUUGGAAGAUGAGAAAGAUGAGGAAGAAGAAGAAGAUGAUGAUGAGGAUGAUGAAGAUGAUGAAGAAGAAAAAGAAGAGAAAGAAGAAGAUGAAGACGACGAAUAA